Ricinus communis (castor bean) is the source of this 738-nucleotide messenger RNA. Its product is annotated as 2S seed storage albumin protein-like. The coding region runs from base 73 to 498 and encodes 141 amino acids. The transcript has a single exon. Gene Ontology annotation, molecular function: nutrient reservoir activity. NCBI's taxonomy places the organism in Eukaryota, Viridiplantae, Streptophyta, Magnoliopsida, Malpighiales, Euphorbiaceae. The record is from RefSeq and is a predicted model, not a curated record.
CUUCACUCCAAUACUCACCGAUCAAACUCUUAUCUAUUCCUCUCUACAGCAAGGAGCCAAGCGUCAUCUACGAUGGCAAAGUUCGCCAUUCUUUUAGCCAGUUUCAUUGCUCUUCUCUUCUUGGUUGAUGCUUCCAUCUAUCGAACAACUGUCAUCGUCGACGAGGAGGAUGCGAACCCAAGUUAUCAAAGCUGUCGCGAGCAGGUUGUCAUGCGGCAGUAUCUCUCUCCUUGCCAGGAAUAUAUCAGGCAACAGGUUGCCGGACUCGGUUUGAGCCAUGGGUACAACCCACGUCUUCGUGAUUGUUGCGAACGAAUUCAAAGUAUGCAGACCCAGUGCCGAUGCGAGGGUCUGAGGAUGGCCAUUGAUCAGCAGAAGAGCAAGGGACAAAUUCUGGGACAGGACUCUCGCCAGGCUUACAACAUCGCUCAGGACUUGCCAUACACGUGCGGUGUCUCACCACAGAAAUGUAGGUUCGGAACACGAUGGGGGUUCUGAAGGGAAGGUGGAGAAAGCCAUCUACAUGCUUGCACAUGAUAUGGGCAGCAGUUAAUAAAGACAUCACUAGCUCUGCACUUUUGGUUGGAGAUUAGAUGAUGCAUAGCUACCAGUCAUUUCAGAAUAAGCACAUUAUCAUGUGCGGUUAAGUCAUAUAUAUAAAUGCAAGUCUUGCUAUAGCACAAAGAGAAAAAAAGAUUCCAUCUAAAUCUAAAUCCAGUAUGACUGCUGUUAAUUCUA